AGGUAACAGUGUUUGCCUGGAUGUCCCUUUAAGAGUGCUUGCGUUUUGCCCCCCGUUGCGUGUGAACUUGGUGAAUUGGUGCUCAUGGCGCUCAUGUUCGUGUCUCUCCGGUUGGUUGUCGGGUUUUUAUUCGUUUUUACGGGGAUGAUCAAGGUGACGGAUCGGAUCUCCCCUGAACUGUACGCCGAGGGGCUGGGGGAGUUUGUGAAGUUCGCAGACGUAUUUCCAUUAAAGAGGUUCGGGAUCAGCAUAGAACCCCUCACUUUCCUAACAGCGGUGGGCUGGAUCGAGCUGGUUGGAGGUUUGCUGCUAGCAGUUGGGCCCAGAAUCUUGCAGGAAAUCAGUGAUGUUGUCCUCUCAGUCAUCAUGAUAGCGAGGCAUCCUGACAGAAGCGGAGAUCCUACCUUGAAUCUUCCAGCGUUAGUGCCAUCUAUUCCCUGCUGAUGCUGAAGAAGCCCCUUUACAUGUGCAUACCUGCCGCCGUCUGCCUGGGCAUAUUACUCGUACUCCUCUAUGUCUGGGGAAGAGACAGAGAGAAGCAGAAAAAAGAAUGACCGACUCGUCUCAGUUCCAUAUUCCAUGCAUCAGUUUAGGUUCUGCGCAGUAUCAGAAUUGUUUUUUAAUUCAAAAGUUAUGUAAAACAUGCUAACAGCAGGGAUUUAAUGCCAUAUUUUGAUAAGCAAAUUCUGUAGGACGGCUGGAAAAAAGCAGGUGGAAAUGAUGGAAUGCUCUCUGUCAAGGAGAUAACACACUCAUGGAGAAAGCAAUCCAACUGGUAAAUUGAUAGCAGAAUGUGACUGGGUUUUAUCAUCAGGGAGGGACAUUCAGUUACUGAAUAUCUAAUUUGACUGGAGUAAAUCACUGGUUAGUGUCAGAAUAUUAAAUUAAGAGCAGGAGCAUCUAAUUCUUCAGACCCGUUCCGCUGUUUUGCAAGAUCAUGACUGAUCUGCCAUGAAACCAUUUCUGAGCACAACACCCAUUUUCCGUGAUUGCCUUCAUACCCAUAAGUCUAUCAGUCUCUGUUUAGAGUUAAUUCAGUGACUGAGCCUCUACACCCUUCCAUGGUAGAAAUUCGCCAUGCUUUGUGUAAAGAAACUCACCCCUAUCUCAGUCCUAAAGAUUCAUGGACUAAUUCUGAAAUUGUGACCUCUGUUCCCACACACCUCAGACAGGAGAAUCAUGAUGCCUGCACCCAGGCUGAUGAGCCCUGAAGAAUCUAGUCCUCUCAAAAUGAAUGCUAACAUUGCAUUUCCCUUCCUUACCUCCGACUCAACCUGCAAAUCAACCUUUAGGGAAUCCCAAGUCCCUCUGCACCUCUGACUUUUGAAUUUUCUCCGCAAGUAUGCGUCAUUACAUACCAUCCAAUCCGGAACUGCUAUUACCCUAGUGGGCUCAACCACAAGAUGGUCUAGAAAGCCAUCUCAUAGACGUUCUACAAAUCAGCACCAAACUGAUUUCUUUCAUAACAUGCCUCUUCUAUCUCCCACAUCUUGGCUACUGUUCAGAGGCCUGUAUAUAACUACCAUCAGGUUCUUCGUGCCUUUGUGAUUUUUAUUUUUACCUCUAUCCACAUAUACAAAUGCGAUUUCCUCUUGUUUUCCUUAACCUUAGAGAAUACAGGUCUAAUUUACUCAAUGUGUCUGUUGAUAAACCCACCAUCCUGGAACUAGUCUGAUGAAUUUUCACUAUGCUCUCUAUGGUAAGAGUAUAUAUUCUUAGAUAGGAAGUUCACAGGCUUCUCUGAUUAGUGCCAAAUACUCCCAGAUCUUAGCAGAUAGAGUUACAGAGUCACAGAGCACUAAAAGCAGCCCAUUCAAAUCCACCUGAUCCACACCAGCUGAGGUUCCCUUCUCAGCUAGUCAUAUUGGCCCAGGUUUGUCCUGUAUCCUUUCCUAUUCAUGUACCUGUCCAAGUUCACUUUCGGUGUUUUUAAUAGACUGUACCAGUGAAAAAGGAUCUAGUGCUUUCCUGGCAUAUAUGAUGAAUGAAACUCUUCUCGGGCUUCCAGCAAGGUACAAUAUUGAUUUUAUCUGAUAUUUGGAUGGCAGAGUUUGCCAUGGAAAUGUUGGUUGAAAGCAAUGCCUGCACCUGGCUGGAAGCCUGAGAAGAGUUUACUGUACUAGCCUUAACUUCCCCAGGCAGCUCAUUACAUGGCCAUCCUCGAAGUGAAAAUGUUGCUCCUCGAGUUUUUAUUAAAUCUCUCCCUUUACACCAUGAACUCAUGUCCUUAAGUUCUUGAUUCCACAACCCAAGUAAACUUGGCUGUGUACAUUCACCCUAUCAAUGCUUGUCAUGAUUUUAUAUGCCUCUGUGAUAUAUGCCAUCGCUUGUUCUCUGACGCUCCAGUAAAUAAGGUCUCAACCUGCUCAACCUCUCCCUAUAACUCAGUUCCUUAAAUCCUGGCAACAUUCUUGUAAAUCUCUGCAGUCUGCCCAGCUUAAUGGCUUCUUUCCUCCAACAGGGUAACCGUAACUGAAUAUAAUAUUCCAAAUGAAACCUCCCUGAUGUUGGUUUUAUGAAAUGUUUUCUACAAAUGACCCACUGUGAGUUGACUAUUGUACAAAUUUAGAAAUAAAUCAUAAGCACUUACAAAUGAUAUGAUAUUCAUGGAUGAUGACCUUUUUUUUACUUUUUUGUUAAAAUCUUUUUGUAUUUAUCAAAUAAUUAAUCUGCCGCUCUGCAGGGAAGUAAUAUAUCAUCUUACAUUUGAAGUGUAAUUGGAGGAGUGUAGUUUGUUCUGUGCUCUUGAAAUUUGAAAUCUGACCAAAUUCAUUCGGUGAUGAAAGAUACUUGGCAGGUGUGGACCAGGAUUAAACUUCAAGAAAAACAUUCCACACCGGGCUGGGGCAGGGUUCUAAAUAGUGUUAAUUCCAGCACAAGUGAACUGGUAAUUGUGGUACUUCAUUGUUAUUAAAAUAUAUCACUGCUGAGGUUAUUGUCAGUAAAGAGGAAACAGCAAGCAAGCACUUUUUACUGAUAAAU
This is a messenger RNA of Mobula hypostoma (lesser devil ray), 2982 nucleotides long. Its product is annotated as transmembrane protein 35B-like. NCBI's taxonomy places the organism in Eukaryota, Metazoa, Chordata, Chondrichthyes, Myliobatiformes, Myliobatidae. The coding region runs from base 85 to 444 and encodes 119 amino acids. The record is from RefSeq and is a predicted model, not a curated record. The transcript has 4 exons.